Cantharellus anzutake is the source of this 3125-nucleotide messenger RNA. RefSeq lists its product as uncharacterized. Bases 243 to 2756 code for a protein of 837 amino acids. Gene Ontology annotation, molecular function: protein binding. The record is from RefSeq and is a predicted model, not a curated record. The transcript has a single exon. NCBI's taxonomy places the organism in Eukaryota, Fungi, Basidiomycota, Agaricomycetes, Cantharellales, Hydnaceae.
AAUAGUCAAGCCCAAAUACACUACUUGAUGUGCAGUGUCAGGACUUCACUCUUUCCUUUCAUGAACACGAGCUACUUAGCUCGCCCUUAGCACACGCCAUUCAGGACACCGCAUCAACCAUUGAUGUAUCACGACCAUUCCCUUUGAGCGAAUUUCUCCGCUGGGCCGCAAGCGAGGCAUUCGUAGUUCGGGGCGAAAGCAAUAAAUUCGGGUUUGUCCGGAGUAUUGCCUGCUACCGGGUCAUGAAAUGGCCGCUCUAUCAUGAGUUUGCACUCAUUUGUCUUCAAUCCGACAAUGGAGUAAGAAGCUGGGUCAAAGUAGAAAGGGCAGCCAGAAUUAAAAAUAUCCGACUCCAAAGGGACAGCUUUGGACCCCUGUUUGGUGGGGUGGAGCUUCGAGAGACAGUGACUAUAUCUGGGGACCCUGAGCAGCUGACGCGGAAUUCUAAAGAGAUAGCCUCUAUCCAUUUCGACCACAGCGGCCAUCCGUUUGAUCUUCCUGAGCUUGGCUGUCAAAUAGCAGCAACAUCUGACGUCCAGCCUAUGUACAAGCUUUGGUCGGCGAAUUGUCGCUACUUCGCUCGAAGGUUAGUGCAGAAUGCGCAAGAUUGGUCUGAUGCGCAAAGAAUGCAUCGUCGUCACAACUUCCGCUGGGAUAGCUCCGCUCCAUCCAUGCAAUCGGCGCUCUGUGACGAGAGAUUUGGGGGUUCUCUUGUAGCAGAGAGCGGCCUUGGACCUAAGGUAGUUGGCUUGCAGAACCUUGCGGGUCGUCUUGCUGCCGAAGGUCACGGAGAAGAGGGGUUGAAGGUUUGUGAGGAUAUACUCGCAUUGAUUCGAGAGGCCGUCGAGGAAUCAUCUGAAGCAUAUCAGAAGGCUAUCUUUGUAACUCGGACGGUCAUUGCUUGGUGCCAUCAUGCCCUCGGCCAUUGGCAAAGUUCCCUUGAAUGCUUCCAAGAGGUACUUGAUACUCCACGAAUUAACCUAGACAAUUCCUCUUUCAUACUCACAGGCAUGGCUGGGUGCUACUCCGAGUUGGGCGAUCAUGACAAGGCUACAACAACCGCACUUAGAGCUUUGGAGACAAUGCAAGCGCAAUACAAAAUUGAUAAAUCUAUCCCAACUCUCAUGUGGCUCCUCUCGCUACUGCGUCUCCUUACUGAAUUCCAGGUGGAAUCCCUCAGCCCUCCCACUUCAGUUCUUGCUCCGGCAGCUGAAUUGGUGAUCCGUGCAUGCACACUUUACACCGCCCGACCAGUACUUGGCCGUGACCUGUUAUCUGAAGCCUUAGCAACAUUCUUUCAUGCACUCAGCUACAUCGAUGGGGGUGAAUAUGCAGUUUGUGCUUGUCGAUUGGCUUUGGAUGUUAUGCGGGUUCGGCAUGGCACCCGAGAUUACGGCCAAUCCCGCCAUUUGAUACAAUGUUUCUACGAUCUCGGUUGCUGCCUUGGCAAGAUUGACGAGUUAGAGGAAGCACUGGACAUGCUGAAAACAUCCCGCGACUUGCACAAGGAGCUCAUCCAACGCCACGUGGCGCACCCAGCGGACUACUUUUUAUUGGCAAAAAUAGAAUAUGAAUGCGCACGAACAUCAGAGCGCUUCCCGGGAGGACUGGAAGAAGCGUUCGAGAACCUAAAUAGCGCGAUAUUGACCAUUCAGACAAUAUUGUCUAACGAACUUUGGUUAUGCGACAAAGCGCUGAUACAAGCGAUGGAAUUUCAAUGGACGCUCUUCCGUUGGACACGUGUUUACAAAGGGGGAGAGGGCAUGAUGGCGGCGCUCCUUAAAGUGGAGGAGCUUUGUCGAAGCAUUUCCAGAAGCCCGGGGAACCAUCAUCAGCGGUCACUGUUCGGUGCGUUGUGGUUGCACGGCAAGACGUUGAUUGACGAGGCGGGGGACAAGGACAAGGACAAGGACACCAUCUCCGCAGUCCUAACGGAAUGUGUUUCAAUUGGGCGUCUUCUCGCAACCUCCGUUCCCAGUGAUACCUUUCACACUCAGGACCUCUUAAUCCCCCUUUUCCGCCUCGCCAGGUUCUCUUCCAAUAUUAGCGAAACCAAAGCGUUGUGUGAGGAAGCGUUCGGUAUCUUGUCAAAGUUAGAGCUAUCAUGCAAGCUGAGCGAUCAACAUAUGCUCCAACUUUGCGUCAAAUUAUAUUUCGACGUUCUCUACGAUGUCUAUGGCCGGAAGGAUGUAUUUGACUCUCAUCGUGACUUUGCGGGCAUAUGGCUACCCCAGAUGGGCUCUCUCAAGCAAGUCACCGCCGACUUCUACAUUACGCGUGCUUUGAUGGCGCUGGAGACCGAUCAGCCAGAGGAGGCACGGUCCUGUUGUCGGUUUGCUUUCACCAGCAUCCUUAAUGAUCCAGAGGGAGAUGAAUCCCGUUUGGCGGUGCAAUACGAGGACAUAGGGAUGAUCUACUUCAAGUUAGGUCGUACGUGGGAAGCAAUCGAGAUGUUGCGAAGUUCUAUCUGGUUGUCUUGCCGGGCGUCUAUCACCGACGACAAGUUCAAGGUGCCACUGACAGCAGAUAACGCCGUUCCUGCGGGCGGCCUCAUGUUAAUCGACCCGAACGCACUUAACGCAGUGUCCGAGAGGGUUCGUGCCUUGAUUCAGAUUAGCGAGACAAGUCGGUACUGCACCACUGCCCAAAGAUCGGAAGAACUGUCCUUCCUGAGCAUGACUGUUGCUGGCGAUAAUCCUGAUGCUAUAGCAUCAACUCACUCAUCAGCACUGGAAACCCUUCGUUUUGGGGAAUAGAAAACGACCGCAAUUGAUACGAUGAUUCACACGUUCGGCCGGCCCUUGUAUACAGUUUCAAGGCUGAUGGGGCGGGAUCAGCUGGAUACCCGUUAAUAUUCCUCUUAUUUUUGGGCUCGGUUGUCUUGUAUCUUGAUCGAAUACAACAUACUUAUUGUGGGUUCCGAAAACCGUCUAGGCCACUGACUAAACCUGCUUCAUAUGCUCCGGGUAUAAUGUCGGCUCAUAACUUGACUGUAAUACUUAUGCACACUGCAGGGGCAAUCGAGAAUGCAUGUACGUGUCCGGCCGGCUGUGAUAAUUCGACCCUGCAUUUGCCACAGCCGCCGUGAUCUGGGCAUUCUUCACAGCCAAGAUCCCAUCCUAUAC